Molecule: messenger RNA, 1314 nt
Organism: Eruca vesicaria subsp. sativa (arugula)
Lineage: Eukaryota; Viridiplantae; Streptophyta; Magnoliopsida; Brassicales; Brassicaceae
Source: the annotation of a GenBank genome assembly
AUGUCGUGUUCAUCCUCGUCUGGAUCAGAUGAAGACGAUGAGGGCUUCGAUGCCUACCGUAAAGGUGGAUAUCACGCCGUUAGAAUCGGAGACCAGUUUUCCGGUGGCCGUUACAUCGCUCAGAGAAAGCUUGGUUGGGGCCAAUUCUCCACCGUUUGGCUUGCCUAUGAUACUCACACUUCUAGUUAUGUUGCUUUGAAGAUUCAGAAGAGCGCCCAACAUUUUUCUCAAGCUGCACUUCACGAGAUCGAACUUCUUCAAGCUGCCGCUGAUGGGGAUCCUUCAAAUACCAAAUGUGUUGUUCGUCUUAUCGAUGAUUUCAAGCACGCAGGUCCCAACGGGCAGCAUUUAUGCAUGGUGCUGGAGUUUCUUGGUGAUAGCUUGCUCCGUUUGAUCAGAUACAACCGUUAUAAAGGGAUAGAGUUGAAUAAAGUGCGCGAGAUAUGCAAAUGUAUACUGACCGGUCUAGAUUAUUUGCAUCGUGAGCUCGGUAUGAUUCACUCCGACUUAAAACCUGAAAAUAUUCUUCUCUGUUCCACCAUUGACGCUGCAAAGGAUCCCAUCAGAUCCGGACUGACACCCAUACUAGAAAAACCAGAGGGAAACCAAAAUGGUGCAGCAACCAUGAAUCUGAUUGAGAAGAAGUUGAAGAGGAGGGCAAGAAGAGCGGUUGCUAAAAUAUCAGGAAGAAGAGUCUCCAUAGUGGGUUUAAGUGAAACGCCUACAAAGACUGUGAGAAGUUUAGAUGGGAUUGAUAUGAGAUGCAAAGUUGUGGACUUUGGGAACGCGUGUUGGGCUGAUAACAAGUUUGCGGAAGAAAUACAGACAAGACAGUACAGAGCUCCUGAGGUAAUACUUCAGUCAGGCUACUCUUUCUCUGUUGAUAUGUGGUCUUUCGCUUGUACCGCUUUCGAGCUUGCCACAGGUGAUAUGCUUUUUGCUCCAAAAGAUGGAAAUGGGUAUGGAGAAGACGAGGACCACCUUGCUCUUAUGAUGGAAGUAUUAGGAAAAAUACCUCGGAAGAUUGCUAUUGGAGGUGCGAGAUCAAAGGAUUACUUUGACAGACAUGGCGACCUAAAGAGGAUUCGGAGGUUGAAAUAUUGGCCACUAGAUCGUUUACUGACAGAUAAGUACAAGCUUCCUGAAGCCGAAGCACGGGAAUUUGCGGAUUUUCUUUGUCCGAUUCUUGCUUUUGAGCCAGAGAAACGACCUACUGCUCAACAAUGCCUGCAGCAUCCUUGGCUGAAUCUCAGGACACAGAACAAUGAAGAUCAUGUUGAAGGUCAGAUGAGUAACUUGCAGAUCAAAGGUUGA